UAAAAGAAAACGCCCCAUUCUUGUCAGAACUACUCCAGAAGGCCCUAGAAGCGCAAAUCCAGCAAGCAGGGUUCUGUCUUUCAACUCUUUCCUGAUCUGAACCAACAUUUCUCUCAUUAGGCCAGUUCACUUCACACUUGGGUUGAUGACGUCACGCAGCGCCACACGCCGCAAGUAGUCAACUCACAUUUCCCUGAGAAAAGCGACGUUUUCCCCUCAGCUGAGCCAAAUGGAGCUGUUUUCCGCCGAGAUUCGGGACGGUUUGGCCCAACUGUCUGUACAACAUCAUUCCUAGCGGUCCUGAGGUCCUGUGUGUUUACUUUAGUGGAUGACGUCGUGAAGUACACAUGCCCUCAGCCGCACGCAAACGCGCAGCCGGGGCAGAGACAGCAGUCCUGCUGUUUGGGCCGCGGUGGGGCUGGUUGUUGACAUGUCUAGUCAGUCAGUAACCCAAGACGCUUUGGAAGAAGGGAGGAUGUUCUGAAAAAAAGUGCCGUACAAACUUGGAAAGGACAGCGCUGGAAAAAAUGGCAGAUCAGGAAGACAGAGAGGCGGAGGCAGGGUCUGUGUAUUUUCAAGAUGGCGGUCGAAAUGUAAGCAAACGUAGAGCAGCUUUCGCUGCCAAGCCUCAUCGCUCCUCAAGUGACGUCUACGCCCUUCUUACGGAGAAGACGGUGAAUCUUGAGGAGACGCCACCGCCUGCUGCAUCCCCCGGUCCCGUUAUCUUGCCCCAGGGGAGUAGGGGGAUGCCGGUGGAACCGCCGCGUCGCCCGGACUCUGGGGGGUUCUCCCCGCAGGGAGGCACUUCAAAUAAUGGCGAGCAACUUCACAAUGUCGUCGGCAGGGGUAGGGGCCGUCUGGGCGCCGAGGUACGCUACGUUCAAGAGCGGAAUCGUCGAGAGGAAGUCGAGAGACUGCAGCAACAGAUCUGGGAGGCGGCAGCCGGACUUGAGGCUCACUCUCAAGGUCAGGCCGCCGGCUUAGACCCUCUGGAUCCCGAACUACGACUUUUGUAUUACCCACAGCAGACCAACCCACCAGCGAACGUCCCAAUGUCCCAGAGACGAGAAUGGGUGGAGGAGGAAGAACAGGGACGUCUGCAAGGUGUGUACUUGCACGGUAGAACGUCACUGCCAUACACACACCAGCCUAGCCCUCCCCACCCCUACAUAACCACCACUUCUCACGACAACAGGGGAGUCCUGUACCACCAAGUGGAGCCCCCCUCCCCCUACCAAGCUCAGGGCCAGGGGGGCAUCCCUCAAAGAACUCCCAUCAGUUAUGCCGACCUUGCUGAAGCUCACUACAAAUUGGAGCACCCCCCUCCCUCCAUGCCGCAAGUCACCUCAGUCGCCCCGGGGCUUUUUCCCCCGCCAAGUUCACAGCCAAGCACGACUUAUCAUGAAGAAGCCAGGCAGUACCCUCCUAUGCCAGGCACAGGGGCGCCUACCAAUGUCAUGCAACAGCAGGGCUAUCGGCCAGGUAGGAGGGGGGGCAUCGCAGACAUGGCGGCGUUUUCCAUGGCGCCGCAGACUGAACAUCAGAAGUACAGUUAUCCUGCUAGCCCGUACGGUUACGAUAGCAGGGUUGGGGGUAUUGUUGGGGAACAUCUGCAGGCACAGACAAGGAGCUACACUCCGCCGAUGGACAUUCAAGCAAACAUGCAAACAAGGGGCCAACUGAUGUCAACAAUGGAGCCACAGUACUCCAGAUCGCUUCCUGUGUCAAGAUCUACUCCCAUACCUCAUCCCUCUGUCUCUCCUAGGGAGAGAUACCCUCAAGUCGAGCGGCCACAACAACAGUAUCUUUCCCCCUACAUGUACAGUAGUAGCGCACGCCCUGCUUAUGGGGUUACACUUUCACCCAAGAAGGCAUUUCCACAUCUUCCAGUCAGGAUGCUUAAACAUUCCAAAGUGACUCUCUCUUCCUUCAGUGAACUGAGCAGCCCGGCUAGCUCGCGCUGUAGCAGCCGCCGCUCAAGUUUGGACGGUUCUAAAGACUUUGACUACCAGCUAGGGCUAGAGAGUCAAACCCUAUCGUAUUCACCAAUGCAAGGUCCACAUUCCCUCUCGGCUACUCUGCCUCGAGAUUACGGCAAAAGCAAGGAGACGCGAGACACGUCCCAAGAACAUGGCUCUGACUCGAGUAGUAGGAGUCAUGACUUAUCCUGGCUGAAAAUGGGAGACAAAAUAAACCAGUUGACAAAGCCAUUCCAAAGUGAAAGCAUACAAGGGAGUAUGGAGUCGUUGGCAUCUAGCACGUCUGUCUCUAGUGGUAGGACAAACAUGGGCACUUGGCAGGACUCACCGACCAAACAACAGAUGGAUCCUCCCACUGUUGCUGUAGAAGUGACAACUUAUCCCCCAACCACAAAAAGUACAACUUUUGAUACUAUUGACACUGGAACAGCAAAAAGUGACAUUCAAGAUGAAGGAAUAGUAACGGAAGCAGACAUGACAAUUUCUCCGCCGACCAUGACGCAACUCUUUCAAAGCUGGGACGCUAUUAAACGAGAAGGUAAGACUAGUAAGAGUCCAGAGAGUGAGAGUGUCCCCUUGUUGCAAAGCCAAACAUCGGGCACUGUUGUUUGUGUAACGGACAGUGCCACAACACAAACAGAAGCUUUGAGUGCACAUUCAGGGGAUGUAGGCAGUAAAAACGAUGAUGUUACUGGAGGAAGUCUACCAGGGGGCAGGCGUAGACAACGUAAAGGAUCGGCCGCAAAUGGCUCCGACGGAAGCGCUAGCAGUUCCGAAUCAAACGGUGAAAACAGAUCGUUGAGCGACCCAACACCAAACAGGAAACAUGCAUACACAGAAGAUAAUUUUGUCUUGGAUAGCAACUUACUGGGAUCACUUAGUUCACAUCAAACGGCUAUGGCCAGCUCAAACAUUGUGGACAGAGCGACUAGUGUAGAAAGCGAUAUAUCUGCUUGUAGCGACCAAGCUUCGUGGAGCGAACCUGACGAUUCUUACAAUGUCAUUAGUAGCAUUAUAAACGAACCCGGAGCAAUGGACAAAGCAGAGGAAAAGAACGGCAAGAACAAGAAAAAGUCGCUCAGUGACCCAAGCCCUGCGAAAAAUAACGAGCUAACAGGUUUGGUAGACACCAUGCACGAAAGUGAGCACUUAGCUACAUCUAAUAGUGAACCAGUGCUGAGCAAGGAUAAGGAGGAAAGGGUUGUGUCUGUGAGAGGCGCAUAUAGUUUUGAAGAACAAAGAAUGAACAGACUGCUAACAGAAGAGGAGAGAGUACAGGUUAUAAAUGCGCCACUCGAAGCUGUUCGGGACGCCACAGUGGAAAUGUCCCCGCAGAUGAUGCGUAGGAAGGCGAAGAGAAGUCGUGGGGAAAACGGACGGAAUGGCCACGGAAAUGGCGAAGUUGAACACGUUGUGUCGCCAAGUGGAAAGGCCACAGUGAGUAUUGGGAUUCAGGUGUGCACAGAGGAGGAUGGAGAUGAAGAGGAAGAAACAGAAGGAGAGGCUGAAGUUCAUACAGAAAAGGUGGAUACAAAGUCAGUUUCCAUAGGAGUUCAAAGUUCUGAUCUUCCAAAACAACAGAAAAAAAGUAGUACUAGCGAUGCUGCAUCCUCUGUUAACAGUCCCAAGAUUGAAACGCCUCUCACGGAGGUUAUUGCAAGUCCGAAAAAGGAAACGCCAGUGCAACUAAGGCGAACUGGGAGCAAGAAAACAACCACAAGUGACCUGACCAUCACAACGAAGGACGCAGGCGUAGUUACGCCCUCACCAGAAAAAGAGCAGCCAGUUCCAAGUGAAGAAACCCCAACAAGCCCAACUUCUCCCAAGGAGCAUGACAUGAGAAAGCAUGUGGCGCAGAAUCUCCUGGAGACGGAACGUUCGUAUGUAGAUGGUCUGCAAGCAUUGAUUGAGGGGUACCUGAAGCCACUGAAGAGGCCAGAAAAUGCGGGAAUCUGCGAGUCGGAGCUGGUGGACAAGAUCUUCUACCAGAUUCCGGAGAUCCUGGAGCACCAUCAGCACUUCCUGGAGCAGAUCACUAACCGCACCCGCUCAUGGCACCCCAGGCAGAAGAUAGGGGACAUCAUCGUCAACACAUUCACCAAAGACUUGUUGGUGGAGUCGUACAGAGCCUACAUCAACAACUUCUUGACGGCAAAGGCAGCUGUACGGAUGGCCGAGCAGGCCAAGCCUGUCUUCAGCAAGUUUUUAGAGCAAUGUGUCCGUGAGAACAAGGAGAAGCAGGGCCUGGCUGACCUGAUGAUCAAACCAGUACAGAGGAUUCCUCGCUACGAGCUGCUUAUAAAGGUACGGGACCCCAACAAAACUCUACUUCAGUCCACAGACGAGGACCACCCCGACUACAGCAGUCUGAGACUGGCUCAGGAGGAGAUCCGCACGCUGGCGGAGAGGAUGAACCGGGGGGAGCAGGAGGUGGAGGAGAUGGAGAGACACAUGCAGCUGCUCCGGGAGCUGGAGGCACUCAUCGAGGGGGUGGGGGAGCUUGUUGCAGCCCAUCGGAGAUUCAUUCACCAAGACAUUAUAUAUGAAAUGCAAAAAGGUCAGCCUGGUUCCAAGAAGGAGAGGAGUUUGUUCCUGUUCUCUGACCAGCUCGUCUGUACCACGUACAAGAGGAGGACUGGGUCUCUCAGGAGGAGCUCCAUGAACCUGUUUUCCAUGAGCAGUAACAUUGACACUGCCAGCAAGUACAAGGUUUUGUGGAAACUGUCCUUGGACCAAAUAGAGGUUAUUAAAGGCGAGGCAGUUGGCAGCAGCCGUGUGAACCUAGAACACAGUAUACAGAAGUUAGAGGAGGACCUGUCAGCUAUCAGGGAGAUGGUCAACAUGGCCGACUCUCUCAACUCACCACACCAGACCCUGACUGAGCUUCUGCAUGACUUGCUGGAAGUGGCAGAGAAACAGCUACAGGAGAAGCAGGCCCUACAGCUGACCAUGAAGACACAUGCCAACACUAAACUGGAACUCACCACCUCUUCACUCGAAGGCAUGGAGAACUUCAUCUAUAUCUUCGGUACUCCGGAGACAAAGUCAUCAUGGGAGACGGCAUUCACGGAUGCAAAGCAGAAGCUAGCUUCGUCCAAACAGUGCUGGGACCCUGUAUUCCUCAAGCCUAUCCCCAUCAUGAAGACACGCAGUGGCAUGCAGUUUUCCUGUGCGUCUCCGAGCCUGAGCAGUGUGAAGGGGAGUAACCGGUUUGUGUGGAUCUGUAACAGUGACGGUUACGUGGGACAGGUGUGCCUGUUGAGCAUGGAGAAAGACCCAAGCCUUGCUGCCUGCAUCUCGGUGUGUUCUGCUCGGAUCUUCUGUAUCACGGCUGUUCCUGCCAUCAAUGGUGCCAAAAGAACAUCAAAAACAGAUGAGAAAGCCCAGGCUGCAGCCAAGAAGGAGGUGCAGCAGGAGUCUAAAGGUGGGAACACUGACAGCAGUGAUGAGGAGGUGUCCUCACCCGCUCAUAUCCCCCCCAUUCGCACACAGCCCUCACUCGCACCAUUCCUCGCACCGCAACAAGUCGCUACAGGGAACAAGAGACAUGCACUAGUGAUCUCUGAAGAAAGCGACUCAGAUACAGAAGAUGACGCAAAAGACACCAACAACAAGAAGUCUCCCGACGUGUGGACGGAGAUGACGGACAAACAGAAACACGAGGCACAGAUGCGGGAGGAGGGUGAAGACGAGAAGGCUCGCCGGGCCGCCCUCGGGGAGGGGUUCGCCUUCAGAAAGACAAGUUUCGGCACAGCGGUGCAGGGGAGCCUGGAGGACCUGCUGGUGUCUCCUAGUGCUGCUCACAACACCAUGUGGCUGGGCACAGAAGAUGGCUGCAUCCACAUCUACCAGUGUGGGGACCCAGAGAACAUCAGGAAGAGCAAGAACAGAACCAAGCUACAGCAUACUGCAGCUGUACAGGACAUUCUGUAUCUGGAUAACAAGGUGUUUGUGUCCCUGGCCAAUGGUGACAUGGUUGUGUACAGAAGGGAACCAGGUUGUGGUUGGGACCUACAGCAGCCCAUCACCCUGACCAUAGGUAAUGUGAACAGUCCCAUCACACGUAUGCUGGCCGUGGCGGGGAGGGUCUGGUGUGGAUGUCAGAACAACAUCAUGAUCAUGAACACCACUUCUCUCACCGUGGAGCACUCCUAUGAAGUGACUGACGACAGUAGUCGUGUGAUCAACUGCAUCGUGAGCAUGGGUCUGGGUGUGUGGGUGUCGCUGCUGGGGUCAGCACAGCUGCGUCUGUUCCACGCCACAUCCUACUCACUGCUGCUGGAGGUGGACGUCGCACCUGCAGUUCACAAGAUGCUGGCAGGUUCGGACGCCAUCAUACGUCAGCACAAGGCAGCGUGUUUGCGGAUCACAGCACUGCUGGCCUGUAAGGAUCUCCUGUGGGUGGGGACCAGCGCUGGGGUGGUGGUCACGGUCCCCCUCCCCCACAUCACCACCAACACCACCAGUCUACGCCACGUCCCCACCGUCCUGGGGUCAUCCCACGGGCACACCGGACAUGUACGCUUCCUCACCGCUGUGGAGCUCGCCUCCACCAAGAGGAUGGGUAAUGUCAUCAUGGGAUCGUUGAAAAGCAGUAGCAGCUGGCGCUCCCAGGACGAGGUGAGUCCCGUCACCCCUGCGCUGUCGAUGUUAGUGAUCAGCGGCGGGGACGGUUACGAAGACUUCCAUCUCAGUUUCCCCUCGGACACUGCCGGGCGCGACGACAGCACCAACCACUUACUACUCUGGCAGGUGUAGCCGCGCCCUCCAACCCACCUGUAUCAUAGUUUAUAUACCCCAAGAGAUCAAAUGUAUGUAAAAAUCCUUAUAUAGGGAUCAGCUCUCAAUGCAUAUUUUAAUUGUUGCCUUGACCUCAGAUAAACAUAUAUAUUAUGAUGAUAUUAAGUAAGAACACUUGUGUUAAAUAAGUUCUCAUAAGUCCACUGUUAACGUAUAUGAUUAUUUUUACAAGAUGAAUGAAUUUUGCACUUGGCACAGGAAGAUCUGUGUAAAACAUAUGCACCAAUUUUACAUUUCGGUAAUAUCAUAACAUAGUGGUACAUGGCUUCUAUGGGGUGUGUUUUAUAAGUCAGACAUGGGACUGGGAGCUGAGUGAGUUUUAAACACAGAAAAGCCCAUCUUUCGAGAAUGGUAUUUGAAUGUGAUGUUUUUUUUCCCCAACAGUAUUUUGAUGUUUAUGAUGUGAAUGGAGCUUUGAGAGAAUAUCAGAAUUAUUAUAAAUGUGUGAUUUUUCACAAGGUGGGAGAGCCAACACUUAAACCAGUGCCCGUGUGUUUGACUCUGUUAUGCACGUAAAGAAAAACUUGUUAAUGAUUAUGGUAGUGAGUAAGCCAUACAUGAAGGGAACAUCUUAUGAUGACAACCGCUUUUACUUUGCUGAAAUCAAAGCUGCUUCCAAACUCAUUUGAAAGUAAAAGACAUUCCUUUACAUUAUAUGUUUGUUAAAUGAGUUAAAAGCAGCUAUAUGAAGGAUAGUAAUAGUAAUCACUUAUAUUGAUCAUAUGAAUACUCCUCUGUAUCUUGUGCCAAUUAUGAUAAUAGGAAUCCGAAUGUUAUAUAUGUUAUAAAGAUAUGAACCUUAGCUGUGUACAGUGAUAGCAUAUUAAGUGAACAGUGAAUUUUCCCCUUCCUGUAAUUUUUUUUACUCGCAAACCAAUAUUUUAAAAACAAAUUGAUGAAAAGAGUAAUAGGAAAGUUUCUUUUUGUACAAGGAAAGUAGAAAUACAGUACAGAAAUAAAAUGUUUAAACUUGUUAUGAUAAAUGCCCUAAAGUUUAUGAAUGAAUAUAUAGGCUUGUGUACCAUGAUAACACAAAAGAAGUAUGUAAUUCAUAUUUUAAAAGAACUGCAUGAGUAUGUAUAGGAGACGUGUAUUUGGCUACCUUGUCAUGGUGGCCUAGCUAUCUGACUCUGAGGUAAAAUGUCUUUAGUGAUUUGUAUUUAAUUGAAAGAAGAGGAUAUCUUGUAAGUAUGCCAUAGUUUUAUAGCCAUAUGAUAUUUUACUCUAUAGGAUUCAACUCAAGAUAAAGAGUCAUGAAGUACUUAAUUUUCUAUUAUUAAAGUCUUUCCACUGUUUCAAAGUCAAACAUGACACUGGUACAGCUCUUGCCAUUUUAUUGGGAACUUUCCAAACAAUGUAACAAAUUUUAAAGAUUAUCAUAUGAACAAUAAACAUUCAGCCGUCA
This is a messenger RNA of Branchiostoma floridae (Florida lancelet), 8184 nucleotides long. Its product is annotated as rho guanine nucleotide exchange factor 17-like. Gene Ontology annotation, biological process: actin cytoskeleton organization. The transcript is spliced from 24 exons. Bases 528 to 6737 code for a protein of 2069 amino acids. Gene Ontology annotation, molecular function: guanyl-nucleotide exchange factor activity. Lineage: Eukaryota; Metazoa; Chordata; Leptocardii; Amphioxiformes; Branchiostomatidae. The record is from RefSeq and is a predicted model, not a curated record.